Helicoverpa zea (corn earworm) is the source of this 3148-nucleotide messenger RNA. RefSeq names its product late secretory pathway protein AVL9 homolog. The coding region runs from base 134 to 2062 and encodes 642 amino acids. Gene Ontology annotation, cellular component: cytoplasm. The record is from RefSeq and is a predicted model, not a curated record. NCBI's taxonomy places the organism in Eukaryota, Metazoa, Arthropoda, Insecta, Lepidoptera, Noctuidae. The transcript is spliced from 8 exons.
AUGUCACGUACGGAUGUCAAAUCUAUGGGGUGCAGAGCAAAUACCUACGUAAUGUAAAAUGCAAGUUAUCGCUAGGAAUUAAGCAAAAUUAAGUUAAUGUUUUAUCUAACUGAAAUGUAAAAGAAAAAUAAUCAUGUCGGUCAUAAAUGAACCAGUGCUCAACAUCAUUGUGGUAGGAUUCCAUCACAAGAAAGGUUGCCAAGUGGAACAUUGUUAUCCGGAACUAGUGCCUGGUCACCCAUCAGAGCUGCCUCCCGCUUGGCGACAUUUGCCAGCGCUGGCACUACCAGAUGGCUCUCAUAACUACUUAUCUGAUACAAUAUUCUUCAAUUUGCCUGGACUGACAGAACCAGCGCACACCGUCUAUGGAGUAUCAUGUUUCAGACAAAUUCCUGUAGAGCAAGUAGUGCAAAAGACUGAUGACAUGACUCGCAGCUCGGUGCAGAAGAGUGUAUGUGUGGUGUGCAGAGCUCCUCUGUUUGGUCGGCUGGCUGUCAAGUUGGAGCUGGUGGUACGAGCCUGGUUUCUACAAGGAGAUUUCUCACAAACGAAACUGCUAGAAGAUGCAUACAUUCAUUUAAAUAGUUGCCCUGUUCAGAUGGAUCAAAUUGUUGAAGGUUUAUCAGUGCAGAGAUUAGUGGAAAACUGGAGGCAUAAAGCUUUGUUGCUGUUCAAACUGUUGUUGUUAAGGCGGAAAGUUCUUAUCUAUGGUUCACCAGCUGGGCCACUGUCAACAGCUCUAUUGACACUGGUGUCAUUACUACCAUACUGUUUAGAAAACGGACUUGUGCGUGCUGCCAAUGUUGUGCUUUCCAGGCCACUAUCACCAAUCCCAGCAGCAGUAAUUGAUAGCAAACUACAGUUAGAGCCUGAUUGUAAUGCUGAAAUAGCACAAGAGCCAUUGGGCAAUUUACAUAAUGGUUCUCACCAUAUUGAAGAGCUCUCCCCUAAAGAGACUGGGAACCUUCUGGAAGAAAAAGACAGAGUCAGUCGACAAAGUUUCGAUGAGACGUUACUUGGUGAUGUAGUUGACAGAUCGGAGGUGUCAGGGACUAGAGAGAAGUGCCACAGCAUUGGAGAGAAAUAUAAACCUCAGAAAAGUGUAACAGAAGCACAACAGAGCCCAACCAUGGCUAGAGACAUGAGUGUUGAUGGAUUGCACAAUCUAACAGGGCAGAUUGAUCAAACUGAAUGUGGAUUUCCUUUACCAUUAUUUGAGGAAGGUUAUCUCUGUUUACCUUAUCUUUCUUUGCAGUAUUUAGAUCUUUUGUCAGACCCUGCUGUUCAAGGUUUUGUUGUUGGUGCAUCAAAUGUGCUCUUCAAACAGAAAAGGCAACUGUUUGAUGUUUUGGUAGAAUUAAAUGAAAUGAGGAUUGAGACAUCUGACAUGAUGCUUCGAAGGCAGUUAGCCCUUGGCACAGAAGAUCUACGUUUUGCUGAUCAUGUUGUACGUCAUGGUCCUACACAAGGAGAUGCGUGGAUAAGAGAACAAUUCGCAAGUUACUUAAUUUAUUUGUUAAGGACAUCUUUGUUACCAGAAGGCAGUCGGGAGAUUGAUUCCUACAAUUCUCAAUUUAUGACAGCUUUUAAGUCGACUCCUGCAUACCAACAGUGGUCGCAGUCUACAAAUAAUGGAGAAAUUGAAUCUUUUAUUAACCUCAUACCUAUGCACCCAUUUUCUGGACAGCUGUCCGUUGCUGAUAUGAAAUUAAAAUUUGCGCACACCAUGUCUACGACGGAGGGCGGCAGGAAGGUGACGGCGGCGGUGGCGAGCACGGGGCGGGCGGUGGCCACCACGUCGCGGGCGGUGGGCGGCGCGCUGUCGCAGGCGCGCGGCGCGCUGUCGGGCUGGUGGAGCGCGCUCACGGCGCCCGCGCCCGGCGCCACCGACGCGCCCGACGCUCCCGACCUGCCCGACGACGCGCGCGGCUCCGACGCAGAGGACGCGGCGGAACAGCUCGACGGCGACAACCGGACGCAGCUGCGACCCGACACUCCGGAGCCGCCCGAUAAGUCCAUCGACGACAAUACCAUAAAUCUCAAUAAAAUACAGGUCAUUUAGUCGGCGCCAGUGAUCGAGUAUCUUGUUAUGUAAUGUUAUUGAAUCUUUCUAGUUGGUUCCAUAGAUUUUUUAACGAUUUAGUCAAGGGAUGAUAGUAAUCAAAAUAGUAAUUAUUGUAAAUAACUGCUUUUCUUUAUAACAAAACUAUUUAGGAUAAUAAUUUACCUUUGAUUUGAGGUAAAUAUUAAUAUUAUAUCUGUUUGUAUCCAGGAUAUCACUGAUAUAUUUUGGAUGAAGACAUUUAACUUCGUCGCAUAGGUACAUACCUACUUCAGAUAUAAUGUAAUUGUGUAUUCACAGUAGACUUGCUUUAAAAAAAUAAAAAUAGCCUACAACGAAAGUCGCUACCCACAACUUCUAUUAUAUCUUUUGAUAAAACUACGCAAAUUGUAAAUAUUUAAUCAAGUAUGUCUGGCCUGUUGUAAUGUUUUAAUUUAUUGGUGCUCUAAUUUAUUUAAUCUCGAACAUUCCUACUUAUUUUAUAUUAGCUUUUAGGUGUUAGUAUUGUUUCUUAAAAUUCGUUAUUCGACUUCCGGAAGUUCAUCUAUGAACAUACACAGUCCAGUGAUUUAACUUAUGAUAUAAUUUUAUUGAUGUGCAUAUACAUAUUUAUCGAGGCUAUUUCCGAGAUUUUAAUAUUCAGUUAGCAUCUUUUUUUGCGCUUCCGUUUGUUUGUAAGUUUAAUUAUGUAUAUUAUUGUAUAUAUUAAUCUUGGCAACUGUAGAUACUAGCUAUGCUGGAAUAUAUACCUAGUUUGUGAUCUCUUAAACACAUAAUUCGUUAACGUAGUUACUACAUUAUUUAUUAAUUGAUAUUCGAAUUAAUCAUGUUGUAUUCAAUUCGUUUUGGCACGUUUACAAUAUGAGAAAUUAUGCUCUCUGUGUUGUAAUCAAACUUUGUAACUUGAUAAAUUAUGCAAAUAUAAGGGAGCAACAAUUACAUACGAUUGUAAAUUUAUGAAGUGAUAACUUGCCACAAUAUCAGAUAUUGUAAACAAAUAAAGUAUUAUAAAUGUGACAUACUCAAGUGUUUUUUGUUCUGUAAAAGUGAAAAUAGAUGUAAAAGGUAAAUAACUUCAAUAGCGAA